Molecule: messenger RNA, 351 nt
Organism: Solanum pennellii
Lineage: Eukaryota; Viridiplantae; Streptophyta; Magnoliopsida; Solanales; Solanaceae
Product: defensin-like protein 155
Exons: 2
Coding region: 6-260 (84 amino acids)
Source: RefSeq, a predicted model, not a curated record
UAAAAAUGGCCAAGCUUUUGAACUUUGCUUUAAUUGGUUUCCUUCUCAUUGUUUCAGUUGCGAUGGAUGUUAAUCCAGUGAAUGCACAACGAAGAUGUACUGAAAUUUUGGAUCCAAAUAAUUGUGUUCCCGAUGAUUGCAAAAAUCAAUGCAUUCAAAAACACAAUGGAAAUGGACUUUGCGUAGGCAGUUCUGGUACUGGCCAAUUUGCUUGUGCUUGUACUUAUGAUUGUCUAAAUUCUCAUUUAAACCCAAAAUGAUUUACAAGUGAAUCCUCAACUUUUGUACGUGUGUUAUGUCAUGUAUUGUCUAAUCUAUCAGAAUCAAGUUUUUUCCUUUCCAAGGGAAAUA